CACACACACACGUACACACACAGCAGUAUAGUGACGCGCUGUGGUUUAAAGAGCCUCGGGUCCUCCCUCCUGCUUUUCACAUGAUCUGUAAGCUUUCACAGAGGAGAGACAGGAAUGUGGAGAGGAGCGACAACAACGACGGCUGAGCGGAGUCACAUAAUGCGUUUGUUUUACGCUGUGUCCAUCUGGAUGACAUUCAUCCACUGCUCCAACGGAAUCCCCUGGACACAAGAAAAGCUCCAGCACCGGGCCGUCACGCUAACACAAGAUGAGAUUCGCACCGCCCUGUCUCACACUGACCUGGAGCAGAUGUGGCAGAGGGAUCUGAGGCCACUGCUGGUUACCAGGUACCCAGGCUCUGCAGGCAGCCAAGCUGUGCAGGAGCAUAUCAAAACAACUCUCGGCUCUCUCGGGGCAGGCUGGGAAGUGACAGAGGAUAGGUUUAUGUCACAAACACCCUAUGGCCCCCUGUCCUUCACCAACCUGAUUGCCACCCUCAACCCAUCCGCCAAGCGCCGCCUGGUUCUGGCCUGUCACUAUGACUCCAAGUACUACCCGCCACAGUGGCACGGGAGGGAGUUCCAAGGUGCCACUGAUUCUGCUGUUCCCUGUGCCAUGAUGCUGGAGAUGGCACGAGCCCUGGAUGAGGAACUGAAAUCUCAGAAGAGCUCCAGCCCCAACCUGACCCUGCAGUUGAUCUUCUUUGAUGGAGAGGAGGCUCUUUUCCAGUGGACCCCCACAGACUCCCUAUACGGCUCCCGCCACCUGGCCCAGAAGAUGGAGAGCACCCCACACCCUGCUGGAGCAACAGGCACCAACCAACUAAAUGGCAUAGAUCUGUUUGUGUUGUUGGACCUGAUCGGAGCUCCUGGCCCUCACUUUGGCAACCAGUUCCCCAGCACAACACCCUGGCUCUCCAGACUGCAGAACAUUGAAAAGCGACUCCACUCCAUGAACCAGCUGGUGGAUCAUCCUAACAUCGUGCAGUAUUUCUGGCCCGAUCGACCUGUUGGCCACAUACAAGAUGAUCAUAUACCAUUCCUAAACAGAGGUGUACGUAUCCUCCACCUCAUCCCCUCCCCCUUCCCAUCCGUGUGGCACACGUUUGACGACAACGAACUGAACCUGGAUCGCUCCACCAUCCAGAACCUAAACAAGAUCUUGCAAGUCUUUGUUCUGGAGUACCUCAACGCCAGACCAGCUAUCCCUUCAGUGUCCUCAAACCCUUCAAACCCACAGAAUGCACCAUAAAAUUCCCAGUAUACUCUUCAGUAACUCUGUUUCUUUGGAUGUAGUAAAGGUCUUUAGCUCUUAUUUUACAGACUGGCAUUUACUGCUAGGUACAUACCAACACAUCUGUUCACAAUAUGGGUGCCAACUGCAGAGAAUAUUUAACGUGGAGAAUAUGUUCAUAUAAAAAAGUUCAGAUUUUAUUUUGAAAUCUGAGUCUUAAUAGGUAAAAGUUUAUAUUUUGUCCUAUGUGAGUAUGUAUAAGAAGUAUUUUCAAGAGACUUUCAGACUCUAUGUCUUCAUCUUCCAUUCAAGCCCUCAGUCACCAGCAGUGAGAUCAGCACACAGGAUCUUCUGUGUGUUUUUACUACACUGCGCUCUUUAUUUCAGCCUAAACCCUCAUUUACCCUGUGAAGAGACAUCUUAGUGUCAAUGCUAAUGUCUAGGAUCUGCUCUACUUGUAGAAGAGAUGAGGAAGAAUGUUAGAAAAAAUGAUAAAUUGUGCUGAUAAAAUGCUGUGAUGUCCAAAGUUGGUGAUAUGUUCUAUAUGAACAACUCUGGGCUAAUAACAUUCAUAAUCUGUUAUGAUGCAUAUAUACAAUAGGCCAUUCACAUGAAUUCUACAAAAACAUAUGGGGAAGAGUAUAUGGCAACACACAUGAGACAGUGUCACAAGGUGGUUUUAGCUACAGGGGAUGUGACAUUUCCUCGCCUGCAGUAAAUCUGUUCAGUGUUUAGAGAGCAAACCUGUCGGUGGCAGGAAAUGGGUUUAUUUUUAUUAUCACAACAUCUUCAGCCCUUCAUAUCCUGUCAUCUCUGAUAGUGAAGUGGAUAACUUCCUAUGCUGAUGUUUCACAUGCCUGCCUUUGUUUAUAUGACAUUAUUAGCCCGACCUUAAUGUAGAUCCCAGAAUAAUAUACAGUGCCAAAUCUGGACUUCCUGUAUUUUGAGGCCAAAAUAAAUGUUACACAUACAAAGCAGAUCAUGCAGAGUUUGUUUAUCUUUCUAAGUCUUUUUUUGUUUUAAUGUUAGCACUUUCGGAGCCAUGGGUAAAGACGUUGAUCCUGCUCUGAUGCUUGGUCAUUAUGAUAAAGAAAGGUGACCUUUUCCAUGAGGAAGUGUGAACUUUGUUUCUGUAGGUCUAAUUUAAUAGCCAUGCAAGAAUAGCCAGAACAAUUCUUCCAGUUUUGCAUCCACUCCUCAUGUCUCAACCCCACCUUUCUCUCAGCCUUUAAAGCUCAGGCCCUCUCUUCCUGAGCAGACCAAACACUCCCUCCAUCCCUCCGCCUCACCUCGACAACAAUCCCAUGAUUCACUUAAUCCUCUCAGGGAGGACCUCCCCUGAAUUCCACACCACCCAGAUUCCCUUCAAUCCAGCCCACUCCCAUGAGAACUGAACGUGGCUCUCACUCCCCCAUUUGCUGUAGUCAGAAAUGUUUACGAUGCCUGGUAACAACAUACACAAACAUACUGUAUAUCUCUGUCUUGAAGGAGAUGGAAAGUAUAACUGCUUCAAAGGCCAAAUAAGACGGGGACAUGUUGCGCAGUCUCCACCCAAACCGUCCAGCUUCCUUUGACUUGUAAACACAAAACUACUUUAGUGACCUUUGCCUCACUUCCUUGCUUUAUACUGUAUUUUAUUCUACUGUACUUUUAUGCUAAUUUCACUCAUCCUCCAUCCAAGUAUAGGUGUUAUGUUAUAUAGAUUUUCUAUCAAAGCUUCCCUACCUGUCAGCCAUGACCAAACUUACUUGGCUCAAACAUUAAAGAAAAUAUUAGUUUGUCUAAUUUUAGUUAUUAAAAAAUAGUUUAAUUAACUUUAAUGUGAUGAAAAGGAGUCUUUUCCAAAACAUUUCUUGGGUCAGAACAACCAGCAUGUUUGAACAUGAAAAAUGAAGACAAGCAGA
Seriola dumerili (greater amberjack) is the source of this 3137-nucleotide messenger RNA. RefSeq names its product glutaminyl-peptide cyclotransferase-like. The record is from RefSeq and is a predicted model, not a curated record. Bases 115 to 1251 code for a protein of 378 amino acids. Lineage: Eukaryota; Metazoa; Chordata; Actinopteri; Carangiformes; Carangidae. Gene Ontology annotation, molecular function: glutaminyl-peptide cyclotransferase activity; zinc ion binding. The transcript has 7 exons.